Molecule: messenger RNA, 1719 nt
Organism: Komagataella phaffii GS115
Lineage: Eukaryota; Fungi; Ascomycota; Pichiomycetes; Pichiales; Pichiaceae
Product: Choline kinase, catalyzing the first step in phosphatidylcholine synthesis via the CDP-choline
Exons: 1
Coding region: 1-1719 (572 amino acids)
Biological process (GO): phosphatidylethanolamine biosynthetic process; phosphatidylcholine biosynthetic process
Cellular component (GO): cytoplasm
Molecular function (GO): choline kinase activity; ethanolamine kinase activity
Source: RefSeq, a predicted model, not a curated record
AUGGAGAAACACUUGAAACAGAAGGGUUCCAGUGCUAGCACGAGAACACGGACAAGGUCUCGAUCUGGCUCUAGGACCAGGGAGUUUCACUCCAUCAGAAGGCCCUCAAUGCAUCGAACCACUUCGUCCGGAUCUAUCAAGUCUUUGACGUCUGAUUUAGGCAAUGAUUCCUUGGAUGGGUCAUUCAAUGGCGAACAAGACAUAGAAGUGCCGUUUGUUAAGGCUGUCUUGGAUCACACUUUACCUACUGAGUACCUUAAACAGGAUGUCAUUGCUCUCUUACAAAGUUUGAGGAUCUCCAAGUGGCACAGACUAGUUCCUACUGAAAACGUUAUAAAAGAACUGAAACUUACUAGAAUCAGCGGAGCGUUGACUAAUUCAAUUUACAAAGUCACCUAUAAGCACUACUAUCCUUUGUUACUUAGGAUUUAUGGUCCUAAUGUUGAGUCUUUGAUAGAUAGAGAUACAGAGUUGAAGAUUCUCUUCAAGCUAGCCAAGAAUAAUAUCGGUGCCAAACUGUUAGGUUGUUUUACAAAUGGUAGAUUUGAGGAAUUUUUGAACCACUCCGUUACCCUGGUUAAAGAGCAACUCAGGGAGCCUAAGAUCAGUCGAAUGAUUGCUAGAAGAAUGAAAGAACUCCACACUGGUGUCCAAUUAGACAAGUACGAAGUGACUAGGGGCCCAACCUGUUGGUAUAUGAUUGAAAAAUGGCUUGGAAUUGUGGAGAACCUGCUGGAAGGAGUGGACGUUCAAGUUCAAAAGAGUAUUUUUAUGGUUGACAUCAAAACCUUUAGGACACAUUAUGAAAAGUACAAGAAAUGGGUGGAUGGCAUUUACAAUGGAGGACUUUCUUACCCUCCAGAACUAGUAUUUUGUCACAAUGAUACUCAAUACGGCAAUUUGUUAUUCUACAAUCCACUAGAGUCUGAAUUAUCCGAAUUGACCAUCUCGGAUACUACUGCAAGUUCUCCAGUGGAGACCCCCAAACUGUACGAUUCAGGAAGAAAUAUUUCUACUCAGUCAAUCCACUCUUUAACCAAAGACUCUACCAAGAUGGAUAAGAAACUAGUUGUUAUCGAUUUCGAAUACGCAGCAGCCAACGUUCCUGCGUAUGACAUCUCCAACCAUUUUUGUGAAUGGAUGACUGACUAUCACAAUACAACGGCCCCACAUUUAUUGGAAGUAAAGAGGUAUCCUACCAGAGAUGAGAAAUUAAACUUGAUUGCUACUUACGUCAAUUAUAAUGGAAUAGAGAAGAACAAGAGAAAAAAUUCAUUUGUUGAAGUUUCACAGGAGAACAUCAAGGAGGUUGAAUCGAAAAUUAAAAAAUUAUACAAUCAAUGUAUUUACUGGAGAGCAGCUAGCUCCGUAUUUUGGGCUCUUUGGGGAGUAGUUCAAAGUGGAGAGGAUUUCAAGAAAUACAAAUCAAGGCAGUCAACCCCUACCGAAUUAGAUAAAAGCAUUACCAAGACUACAGGAAUCGGCCCUAAUGGUGAAUUAUAUGAAAUUACUAUUGAUAAUGAACACGACGUUGGUGACGGGACGGUUAUUGAGGAAGCACCAGAAUCUAAUGAUGACUUUGAUUAUUUGCAGUAUACUUAUCAAAAAGUUGCCAUGGCUUAUGGUGAUUGGAUUCAAUUAGGACUUGUCGACCAGUCAGCUCUUGACGCAGAACAUCAAAAAAAUGUGAAGUUUCUUUCAUGUGAGUUAUUAGAAUAG